Argentina anserina (silverweed cinquefoil) is the source of this 399-nucleotide messenger RNA. RefSeq names its product proteasome subunit beta type-5-like. NCBI's taxonomy places the organism in Eukaryota, Viridiplantae, Streptophyta, Magnoliopsida, Rosales, Rosaceae. The transcript is spliced from 4 exons. Bases 1 to 399 code for a protein of 132 amino acids. The record is from RefSeq and is a predicted model, not a curated record. Gene Ontology annotation, cellular component: proteasome core complex.
AUGGAUUCCCUAUUCCCAGCGAUUUCUCGCUAUAGCAUCGUCGCCACUCGAUUCUUGGAGAUGAAGGAGAUCAUGCAAGUUCUCUCUUCUAUCUUCCUUUAUGUCUCCUCAUUGUCUCAGUCUGUGAAGAAGAUUAUCGAGAUCAAUCCUUACAUGCUUGAAAUUAUGGCUGGAGGAGCUGUUGACUGCCAAUUUUGGCAUAUGAAUUUGGGGAUUAAGACUUCACGAAUUGGCAAACAAGCGCAAAAUUUCAAUUACAUGUGCAUCCAAGCUCUUGGCCAAAAUUUCGUGGCAUGGGUCUGUCUGUUGGGAAUUGGGACCAUGAUAGCUAGGUGGGAUGAAACGGGUCUUGGUCUUUAUUAUGUGGACAGUGAGGGAGGAAGGUUGAAAGGGAUGUAG